Messenger RNA from Corticium candelabrum, 4904 nucleotides. Its product is annotated as multiple epidermal growth factor-like domains protein 11. Gene Ontology annotation, molecular function: scavenger receptor activity; protein binding. The record is from RefSeq and is a predicted model, not a curated record. The transcript has 19 exons. Bases 165 to 4625 code for a protein of 1486 amino acids. Lineage: Eukaryota; Metazoa; Porifera; Homoscleromorpha; Homosclerophorida; Plakinidae.
ACAGCCUCCACCGAUAUACCAUAUUCACGAUUCCCGCGCGGGAUACGCCCAAUUGAGAUCACGAUCUUUUCUCGUUUCCGUCCGACCUCUAAAUCAUCGUUUCCGCUUUUGACUUCAUCUUUCCUGCUGCACUCGAUCAAGCCAGAAAUCCGAGCAACCAAACGAUGCGGCAACAGAAUGCGCACCAAGUCCUCUCUACUCACGUACGCAUACUCUUCACGAUCAGUGCCGUCCUACAAGCCAGCAGCGCCACUCUGUCUUCAAACGGCCAGAACGUCUGCCCAAUGACGACAUCGAAGAGUGUCUCUUACCUUGUUACAUCAGUUGAAGUCUACAAAACUAAGACGUACUACAGCUGCGGCAUUUGGAAUUUCGGCACAUGCACAAGAUACCAGAACAGAUAUCGAAUUUUAACGAAGACUAUGUACAGAGCAAAUUACCAGACUACAAAUUCUUGCUGUCCAGGCUGGAGUCAAGCUGGAACCCAAUGCACCACUCCGAUCUGUUCCCCGUCAUGCCGAAAUGGAAAAUGCAUAGCUCCGAAUAAGUGCAACUGUGAAGCUGGAUGGAAAGGAGCAACGUGCAGUCAGAGUUGCUCUGCAGGAAAUUACGGACCAAAUUGUCUUCUAGCUUGUCGUUGUCAAAAUGGUGCCUUGUGUAACAUUAUUGAUGGCUCUUGUUCUUGUGUGAGGCCUGGGUGGCGAGGAGCAUACUGCGAAUUGCCGUGUUUAUCAGGCACUUACGGACUUUUUUGUAGUUCAAAGUGUUUGUGUCAAAAUGGAGCUAAAUGUGAAGCAGCAACAGGAAAGUGUAAAUGCACGGCUGGAUAUGAAGGACAAAGAUGCGAUCAGAUCUGUGCGAAUGGUACGUAUGGUGUCAACUGUGCUUUCACUUGUGCUUGUCAGAAUGCCGUGGGAGCGUGUGAUAAAUUCACAGGGAAAUGUCGCUGUCUUACUGGAUGGAAGGGAGAAUUGUGCACUCAGACAUGUGACCCAAAUCGUUACGGUGAUGGAUGCAGUCAACACUGCACUUGUGUCAAUGGCGGCACUUGUGAUCAUGUGACUGGUACAUGUCGAUGUCCACCAGGAUUUAAUGGCUUCAAUUGUGAGCUUCCUUGUCAAGAUGGAUAUUUUGGUUAUAACUGCAGUCACGUCUGUCGGUGUCAGAAUGGAGCUCAUUGUUCGCCUGUUGACGGUUUUUGUAACUGCACAAUUGGUUGGAAGGGAGACAUGUGUGAUACAGUGUGUUCUAAUAACACGUUUGGUCAUGGUUGUUCGUUUCCGUGUGACUGUCGAAAUGGAGGUGUUUGUAAUCCUCAUACAGGAGAGUGCAGAUGUAGACCUGGAUUCAAUGGAACAAAUUGUGAAACAUAUUGCCCACAUGGCACGUUUGGCCCCUACUGUAUCAACACAUGCACAUGUCUUAACAACUCAACAUGCUCCACAACCGAUGGCUCAUGUGACUGUCCUCCGGGCUUCACAGGAGCAAUCUGUAAUGAAACAUGUCCUCUGAACUUUUAUGGUGAUGAAUGUGUGGAACGAUGUACAUGUCAGAAUGGUGGUCAUUGUGACCCUGUAACUGGAGAAUGCACCUGUGUGGGCUACUGGUUGGGCAAGUUCUGUGAGAAACCUUGCCCAGACUGGUCAUAUGAUCCUAGACAGAACUGUUCUCUACAAUGUGAUUGUGUUCGAGACAACACCAACUCAUGUGAUGGGGACAUUGGCCAUUGUUACUGCAAGGCAGGAUGGGCCGGUCGACGGUGUGACUACACUUGCCCUGACAGCACAUUUGGUGUGAAAUGCUCCAAUUCAUGUCUCUGCCACAUGAGCAACUCUCUCUGCAAUCCGGUUAAUGGAUCCUGCAAGUGCUUGUCUGGUUACUAUGGCGAUUACUGUGAGAAUCAGUGUCCGGAAGGAACAUUUGGCUAUCUGUGUGGUGAAAACUGCACGUGUCAGAACGAUGCCAAGUGUUCGGUUGUUGAUGGUGUGUGUGACUGUGCGGCAGGAUGGGAAAGUGAUAACUGUUCUCAGCCGUGUUCUGGCUAUCGUUAUGGAAAGUACUGUGUGACUCCGUGUCUGUGCUUGAAUGGAGCAGAUUGUAAUGCGGUCACUGGGGAGUGUACAUGUAGUGAUGGAUGGCUGGGAGAUGUGUGCAAUGAGACUUGUCUGGAAGGAAAGUAUGGUCUGCAAUGUAACUUCACUUGCGAUUGCCUUCAUUCCUUUUCAUGCCAUCACAUCACUGGCGAGUGCCUUUGUCAACCCGGUUGGCGUGGCAAACGAUGCGACCAACUCUGCAUCAACGAAACAUUUGGCCAGAACUGCUCAUCAAAAUGCCAAUGUGAGAAUGAUGCUACAUGUAACCCACACAACGGGACAUGCAAUUGUACGGCCGGGUGGAUUGGUGAUGUAUGUGACAUCUCGUGUGAUGAUGGUUACUAUGGCAAUGGAUGUAACUCCACAUGCCUGCUAUGUCAACAUGCUCCUGGUCUCUGUUAUAGAGACACAGGAGAGUGUGCAUGUUCGGCCGGUUUCUCUCGCCCUCACUGCAACGAGACUUGUGCAUCGAAUCAUUUUGGAUUUUUCUGUGAACCAUGUGCAUGCCAGAACGGAGCGACGUGUGAACACGUGAACGGCACAUGUAACUGUACUGCGGGAUACCGAGGUCUGACAUGUAAUGACGUCUGUGCAUACGGAACGUAUGGGGAUAGAUGUGAGGAGACGUGUGAUUGCAAUGGCUCACCUUGUCAUCAUGUGACUGGUGAAUGUAUGUGUGGGUCUGGAUAUAAAGGUUCCAACUGCAAUGAAACAUGCAGAGGAGGUCUCUAUGGCUCGUACUGCACUCUCCCUUGCAAUUGCACCAACAGUCCACCCAACACUUCAUGUGAUCCAUUUUCCGGCUCAUGUCAAUGCUUAGAUGGCUGGAGAUCCAGAGACUGCAGUGAGCCAUGUUCAAAUGGAACAUACGGCUCAAACUGUUCACAUUUGUGUGGCUGUGACACAGACAACACGAUGUUCUGUAGUCACAUUAACGGCACUUGUGUGUGUCAUCCUGGCUUCGAGGGAAGACGUUGCGAACGUACGUGUAGCCCGGGAAUGUUUGGAUUACAUUGUAGAUCUCAAUGCAAUUGCAAUCAGAACCACUCAACGGAUGAUGUCUGUGACAGUGUGGAUGGGACGUGUUUGUGUGCUGUUGGUUAUCAAGGUCAAACAUGUGAUUCGCUUUGCGACAUUGGUUUGUAUGGGAGUGGUUGUGAUUUGAGAUGUGAUUGUCACUAUGUCAACACUGAGACGUGCAGUGCAUUUGAUGGAUCUUGCGUGUGUCAUCCUGGCUGGUGGGGACCACGUUGUGAUGAUUCAUGCCCGAACGGCUACUAUGGCCGAGAAUGCUCUAGUCAAUGCCCCUGCAAUAUUAAUGGACUAUCAACAUGCAAUCCAAUCAACGGACAAUGCACGUGCAAACAUGGAUUUUCAUACCCGGAAUGCGAACCAUGCCCGGCAGGAUCAUUCGGACGCAACUGCAGCCAAGAGUGUCAGUGUAUGUUCACAGGUAGUCGUGAGGACGCACGAUUUACUAAGAGUUGUGAUGCUGCAAAUGGGAGUUGCUAUUGCUACGAAAGCUACGGUGGAGAGCGCUGUGAAACUGAAGUGAUAGUUGGUGCUGAAGCUCAGACCAGCGGCAUGUCAUCGUAUAUCUACCCUAUUGUUGGUGGAUCUGCUGGUGCAUUCAUCAUCAUUGUGAUUAUUUUGGUCUUGUGUUAUUGCUGUCUGCGGAGGAGGGACAAGAAGGUGAUCACAACGGAGGGAGAUGUGUGUGUGGUGCGUCAAAACCGAGCAAGCAAUGGUGACAUAAAGGAGCGAUACAGCAGUUUGUAUGAAGGCAAUCAUGGUGAGGUGAGCUAUGCUGAGGUGGGGAUUCUUCAAGUCGCGGUAGAAGAAGUGGCAAUGCAGAGUUUAGACAGCCCUGGUGUUACAGCCAACCCAAUGUACAGCAUUGCUUCAUCAUCUCGUCAACUGUCCGACAAUCCAGGGUAUGACACAAGUAGUGUGGCUGUCGGCAAUUCAGACACGCUUGUAGUGCGAACUGGUGAUGGUGGAUAUGAGCUCAUGCCCGCAGACAAAGGACGAAUAGAAGAGCAACCUGAUGGAGAGACAACCUUGAAUAGGAUUGUACAGAAUGGUAGUGUUUAUCAUGGAUUUAAUCGUUGGAAUACAGAAACAGGUGCAGGAAAUGAUUCUCCUGUCAUUCCUGGCUACAACACGAUUCAGCGAAACGAGCAACAGCCAGAUGGCCUGGCAAAACCUGUCAAUCGAAGUACUUUGAGGAAGGCUGCUACUCUGAGACAGGACAGCCAGAAGCCUCUCCUUGAAUCACAAGAGACUUCUUCUCUUAGUAAUUCAAAUGAGCUUUUGUAUGACCACAUAGUAGAAGAAUAUGAGAGGCCCGUGUCAGCAAGUGCAGACAAUGAGGAUCCAAUUGCAUAUGCUAUGUACGUGUCGUCAACAUCAGGGAACACUCUUCCAUCAGAUUCAUAUGCAACAUUGGGUGAAAUAAAGAUAAUAGCAGCUACUGAACAAUCUACACACACACUAGUAGAAGAACAAGAAAACCAGACUUCUGAGCAAUAAUAAAUGCUUGUGAAGUGGAAGAUAGAUCAUAGGACCCCCAAGUGUUCAAACAUUUAAACAACGGGUCAUUUCUGUUAUCAUCAUCUCACUAGACAAUUGUUGAAACAUAAUUUAGCUGAUGCGUUAUAGUACAUAUAUAUAUUAUGUAUAUGCUGAGUAAAGUUCGGACGAUUGCUGUUACAAGGGUUUCUAUGUGGGUCUGCAUGGUUGCUGCAAUAGCUUUAGCGUUAUUCUUACAGUGCGAUGAAAUUUAGAAAUGUGAAUUAAAAUGAUGUGAAA